Molecule: messenger RNA, 915 nt
Organism: Colletotrichum spaethianum
Lineage: Eukaryota; Fungi; Ascomycota; Sordariomycetes; Glomerellales; Glomerellaceae
Product: putative oxidoreductase YxbG
Exons: 4
Coding region: 1-915 (304 amino acids)
Molecular function (GO): oxidoreductase activity, acting on the CH-OH group of donors, NAD or NADP as acceptor
Source: RefSeq, a predicted model, not a curated record
AUGGCGUCACUGCUUCGAGGCACUGCGUUCAUCACUGGCGCUGCUUCAGGCAUCGGCAAGCAAACAGCCCUAGCCUUCGCAAAGAACGGCAUCACGCGCCUCGCCCUCGCCGACGUUAACCGCGAGGCUCUCCAGGCAACGUCAAACCUCCUACGGCGUCAGUACCGUGCUGUCGAAGUCCUUGACCUCCCGAUCGACGUCCGCAACGCCUCGGAAGUGACAAUCGGCAUUGCCGAGGCCGUGUCGUGCUUCGGGCGCCUCGACGUGGCCGUGAACAAUGCCGGAAUUGGAGGCAGCGGCCGGUCUACGCAUGAGACUGAUGAAGAUGAAUUUGUCAGAGUGGUCGAUAUCGACCUAUACGGUGUGCUAAGGUGCCAGCGUGAGGAGAUCAAGGUCAUGCUGCGUCAAGAGUACGCACAACGGGUCCCAAAAGUCUCGGUCAAAGUCGCAGCGUUGAUAGAUCUAGGAUUCCGGCGGGGCCGCGGGGCCAUCAUCAACGUCGCGUCCGUUCUCGGCGUCGUGUCGCCGGCGCCGUUCAUGUUCCAAACGGCGUACUCAACCGCGAAGCACGGAGUGAUGGGUCUGACAAAGAGCGACGCCAACACAUACGGCCCUCGCGGCAUUCGAAUCAACGCCGUCUGUCCGGGGUUCAUUUCGACACCAAUUAACCUUGCUCAAGCACAAGAGUCCGGGGGUGCGCUGGAUCGUUAUAUCGAAAAUACGCCGCUCAAACGUCUGGGCACGGUCGAAGAGGUUGCUGAUUGUGAGGCUUCAUAUUCCUUCCAUCAUGUGUUUCUUCUCGGCAGGUUAACUGAGCUGACCCGGACUACAGGCAUCGUUUUUCUUGCAUCUGACAUGAGUAGUUUUAUGCAAGGGACCGGUCUUGUUGCUGAUGGUGGGCUCACGGCGCAUUAA